CGGUCAACACCACCUAGGUGGGCACCUGGCACACGCGCCCUGCAGGGGCCAACACCCCUUUUAACGUAGAAAUAGGUUAAGUUUAUAUUUAAGAAUUUUUUUCUGGUUAAUUCAGACACUCUACAAUUAAAUGAAAGUAGUCAAUUUAAAAUUAUCAAACUUUAAUUUCAGUAUACGUGUAAUCAAUUCCUCGUACAAUGUGCGGGUAUAAUAAGUAUAUUGUGCUUUUAUCAAAUUUGAGUAAUUUAACGGACUAAUAACUGCACAUUGCGACGACGUUGAAUCAGCUGAAACUCAACAAUGGCGGGCUUCUUCAACAAUGAAAUAUAAUAUCUAAUUUACAAACUAAAACAAGUUUACAUAGAAUUUGGCAGCACACCUCAAAACAAAUGACAGUGCUCGUGCGCUAGUAUAAUUGAAAAUGUGAGGAUCGUUGUCAGAACCUGGUCAGAGCAGUGUCAGAGGGCGUAGUUCGUACAAUAGUGCUGAGAGAUUCCAGGAGUCAUUAAAUUAUACGUUUCCAACAUGCGAGUUACGACGGCAGUAAGAGCAUGGAUGACUGUAAAGCCACAUGUUCCACUCAUCAAAUUUCGUAAAGGAGGGCUCCAGGCCAGUGACCCACGUUUAACAGGAGCUCACGGUGGCCCUAAUGUACCUAGUCAUGGAUCACCAUCUGGAGCCCCUCCAGGUCCUGGGAAGACUGUUCAAAAGCCUAUAAUAGAAGAUUAUCAGUUACCUCCUAAGUAUCGAAGAGCUCCCUUAAGCGAACAAGAAAUUGAGUAUAUCAAUAGAGGUGGCCCUGAAUGAAAUAUAGGAACAAAUACUCAGUAUUUUAGCAGAACUUGAAGUAAAUACAGCAAAGAAAAGUGUGAAUUGAGAGGUCAGCAUUGUGUAUUUAUUGCAGUUAUUAUGUUAUUUAUUCCUUGGAAUGUUUAAGUAUAUUACAUGCAAAUUAUUAUUGUAAAUAAAAAACAUUGAAGUUUAACUGCAAAGAUGUCUUAGUAUGUUUAGUAUGUUCUUAAAACAAAUCAUUCAUAUUUCAUUAAGUCAUUCGACAACUUUAUAUUCCAAUCAUUCAAUAUUAAUAUAAAUAUAAUUAUUAUUAAUAUAUAAUAAUAUUCCAAACAUUCAAUCAUAUAUUUCAUUGUUAGCUAUAAACUGACAACCCUUUUAAAGUAGGGAAGUGCUUCUGAAAUCCAUGUAGAGAUCAAUUGCCGUAAAGUACAAAUGGUUAUUACUUCAAAAAUGUUUAUAAUUUGAAGACCUUGUAUGAUACUUAAAAUGACUUCACAUUUAACUUCUGAUGACACUUCAUAUGCACUCUGUUAUAUUCACUGACUGUUACUUGGUGUUUCCAUGAAAACAAAAUGUUUGAAUCGGAAGCAAGUUAAUACUUAACUAUUGUUGGGACAAAAAGUGGAUAGAAAACAUAACCAAAAUUUCAAAUUCUAAAUUAUCAACUUAUAUCUGGGAUUAUUCAUCCACAUUUAUAUCUCAUACCUGCAUAAGCAUUUUUACUCCUUUUGAAAACCUUUUGUUUGUGUAUUUAACGGAAGCAACAGAUAAUGGUUACUAUCUGUUCUUGUGCAUGAGAAAGCAGAACCAUAAUGUAUUUACCACAUUAUACCUUGAUGUAGAUAAUAUAUGUCAAAGAGCUGAAUAUUGAAAGAAAGUUGUCAUGCAAAACUAUCUUAAAAUGUUGAAAGAGUAUGUUUUAGGGAGCCCUGAUAAAUAAAAAACAGUUAUUCAUAAAAGCCUCUCCUGCCCAUUUCUGAACAACACUAGCUCCUAAAUCAUCUGCAGGAAAUUUUGUCAAAAUAAGUAUUUUACUUUUCAUCUUACAUAACUUAUGGAUCUGUGAAUUUGAAUCACACACUUUUGUUUUGGGGGUUCUGUGAAUGAGGAUCACUCAGAAUAUUGACUAACAAUUCCAGCUAAUGAAUUAAUUAAUAAUUUUUAUUAGAACAUGAAAAUGAGUGUGAUAUAUCCUAACUGUGCUAUGCAUCAUCUAAUUAAUACUUUGUAAAAAAAAAAGGUAAAUUAGAUGUAAAACAUCCUAAAGCCACAGAUUGAAGUUGAGCCCAAUGAAGUUAAUUUAGAGGUCUGAAAAUUUCAUUUCAUGGAAUUAAGAAUAUUUGUAUCAUUUUCUCUUGAUGUUCAUUACCAUUUAAUGAAAUUAAUAUUUGAAUAAAAGGUGGUCUAUCAAUGAAUUUAUGUUGUAUACUACAUACUUACUAAUGUAGCCUUUUAUUUAUAUUUAUAUUGUUUUGUGCUUAGUGUUUUAAAUCUUUAUUCUGGACCAGAUGAUCAUGGCUAAGCCAUCAAAAGCUGCUUGUGAAUAAAAAUAUUGACAACACCUUUUAUUCAGAUAUUUGGAAUGUCAACAUUACUUUACAAAUAAACCAAUGAAUUCAAUUCUUAAAUACCAUUUCAUACUUUUAAAACAAAAACUGUGAAAUUAUAAGGCAAAUCCCAUCAGUAUGUCCCAU
Gryllus bimaculatus (two-spotted cricket) is the source of this 2489-nucleotide messenger RNA. Lineage: Eukaryota; Metazoa; Arthropoda; Insecta; Orthoptera; Gryllidae. The record is from the annotation of a GenBank genome assembly.